UACAUUGUGUGAAUUGCAAGCAAUAGGCGGCGCUAAUGCUCUCCCGUUAUUGUAAUGAAUAUUUAAAACCAACGAAGAAGAAGCGUUAGCUGCAUAUUUCCUGUUGCUUCUCUGAUGUCCUGACUUACGUUUCAACUACUGGUUGUUAAGGGAAGGAAAGAUGUCAGGUGCUGGGGGAGGAAAGCGUCCCCCAGGCGGGGACAGCCCCCCUGGCCCACCUGAAAAGAAAAGCAAGAAAGAAGAGAAGACCACCACCACGCUAAUUGAGCCAAUACGCAUAGCUGGAGUCUCCUCUACGGAGGAAAUGGACAUGAAGGUUCUCCAGUUCAAGAAUAAGAAGCUAUGUGAACGCUUGGAGCAGAGACAGGCGAUGGAGGAUGAGCUGAGAGAGAAAAUUGAGAAGCUGGAGAAGAGACAAGCCACUGAUGACACUACCUUGCUGAUUGUUAAUCGCUACUGGUCACAGUUGGAAGAGAACGUGCGCAUUCUGCGUAAACGUAUUGAGCCAGAUCCUCCAGUCGUUUCUACCCCUGCCCCACCCUCAGCAACCAUCCCUGACCAAACACCAAUGGAGGAAGAUAGUGUCAACCUGGCUUCGCCUUCUGGCGUGCCUCCCCCUCCUGUGCCAGAGGCCCAGAACGAGGGUGAGCGGCCAGAGCAGCAACAGGAGGAGCGUCAGGAAGAGCGUCAGGAAGAGGAGCAGCAGCAGCCCCCUCCUCCCACUGGGUCAGAUGAUUUACUGACACCAUCAGAGUCACAAUCGGAUUCAAAAACAGAUACAUCACCGCCACCUCCUCCCCUGAGUGAAAAUGCCAAGGGUUUCUUGUCGACUCUGGAGCAGAGCAGCGAGGAGGAACUAACUCUGCACCUCCAGGACCGCAUGCAGUUCAGCAAAGAAGCCAUCGCCUGCUUGGUCUGCGUCUUUGAUAGGCUGCACAGUCACAUCAGUGACAUGUGCAAGGUGGUCCAAGCUGCAGGAUUUGAAGAUGACGGCCAGUCUGACAUCAUCAAUCUGAACUGCACUCUGCUGGACGAGAACACUCGACUGCGAGACUUAGCCACUCUCCUGCAGGGGAGACACCAUAAGAUGUCCAUGGAGUAUAAUGAGCUUGUGGACAAGGUGACCAGCUCAGAGACCAAGGUGACUGAGAUGGAGACAACGGUGGAGGACCUGCAGUGGGACAUUGAGAAACUGCGCAAUAGGGAACAAAAGCUUAACAAACAUCUAGCAGAGGCCAUGGAGCAGCUAAAGUCAGGAUACAGCAGCACUGGCAGCUCAGGUGGGCUGGCUGGAGGCCAGAUUACACUGAAUAUUCAAAAGUUUGAGAGUCUCAAUGCAGAGCUGGAGCACAACCAGGAGCUGGCAAAUAGCCGCAUGGCAGAAUUGGAGAAACUACAGGUGGAGCUCCAGGAGGCUGUGAGGGAGAGUGAGAAGCUCAAGAUGGACCUGCGUAAUAUUCCAGAGGAGGUUGUGAAGGAAACGUUGGAGUACAAAUGUCUGCAGUCUCAGUUCUCCCUCCUGUACAACGAGUCUCUAGGAGUGAAAACCCAGCUGGAUGAGGCACGGGCUCUCCUGCUCACUGCGAAGAACGCCCAUCUCCGACAGAUUGAGCACAUGGAGAGUGAUGAGCUGUCUCUUCAGAAGAAGCUGCGGACUGAGGUCAUCCAGCUGGAGGAUACUCUGGCCCAGGUGCGCAAAGAAUAUGAGAUGCUGCGUAUUGAAUUUGAGCAGAACCUGGCAGCCAACGAGCAAGCAGGACCAAUCAACAGGGAGAUGCGACACUUGAUCAGCAGCCUCCAGAACCACAACCUGCAGUUGAAAGGCGACGUGCAGCGCUACAAGAGGAAAUUGCGGGAAACGCAGCUGGAGAUCAACAAGUUACGCUGUCAGAGUGGCGACACUGGAGUUCUGAUUUUGGAGGAGACGACGAGCGACAGCAUUGACGUGAAAAAGGAGGAGGAUGACGACCAGGAGGAAGAAGAGGAGAGGAGGAGGGAGCUGGAGAGACAGCGAGCCCGAGAGAGGGAGCGGGAGAGGGAGAGGGAGGCCGAGCGAGAACGAGAGAGGGAGCGGGAAAGAGAGAGGCAGCGCAGCGACGAGCUGAAGAGGAAAGACUCAGACACACUGAAGAUGCUCAGAGUAGAACUCAAGAAAGCCCAAGAGUCCCAGAAAGAGAUGAAGCUUCUGCUGGACAUGUAUAAGUCAGCGCCAAAGGAGCAAAGAGAUAAAGUGCAGCUGAUGGCGGCCGAACGCAAGUCUAAAGCUGAGGUGGAUGAGCUGAGGAUGCGAGUACGAGAGCUCGAGGAGAGGGAGAGGAAGGAGAGCAAAAAACUGGCUGAUGAAGACGCCCUCAGGAAAAUACGAGUGGCAGAAGAGACCAUUGAGCACCUGCAGAAGAAACUCGCUGCCACUAAACAGGAGGAGGAAGCCCUGUUGAGUGAGAUGGAUGUAACAGGCCAGGCCUUUGAAGACAUGCAGGAGCAGAACAGCCGGCUGUUGCAGCAGUUGCGCGAAAAGGACGAUGCCAAUUUUAAGCUGAUGAGCGAGCGAAUUAAAUCUAACCAGAUCUACAAGCUGCUGAAAGAGGAGAAGGAGGAGCUGGCUGACCAAGUUCUUGCAUUCAAAACCCAGGUGGAUGCCCAGCUGCUGGUUGUGCAGAAAUUGGAAGAAAAAGAGGGAGUCCUACAGAGCACCCUGGCAGCUCUGGAAAAGGAACUGGCUGUCAGAACACAAGCACUAGAGCUGAACAAGAGGAAGGCAGUGGAGGCCGCACAGCUGGCAGAGGACCUGAAGGUGCAGCUGGAGCACACGCAGGCCAAGCUGAAGGAGAUCCAAGUCUCUGUGGCUGAGAACCGCACUGCCCGGGAGAGGGAGAGCAGCAACCUGAAGCGAGCACAGGAGGAUCUGUCCAGGCUCAGAAGGAAGCUGGAGAAACAGAAGAAGGUGGAGAUGUACUCGGAUGCAGACGAGAUUCUGCAGGAGGAGAUCAAUCAGUACAAGGCCAAGCUGCGUUGCCCCUGUUGUAACACCCGAGACAAGGAGACGGUGCUCACCAAGUGUUUCCACGUUUUCUGCUACGAAUGUCUGAAGAUGCGUUACGACACCCGACAGAGGAAGUGCCCCAAGUGCAACUGUGCAUUCGGAGCCAACGACUUCCACCGCAUCUACAUCACUUAAGUCACUCUGGAAGAAGAAGAAGAAAACGAGGCGUGACUACAGAAAAUAGUAGACAGAACCAAAGGAGAGAAAUAAAUAGAAAAAUGAUAAAGGAACUGGAGAUUUAUUCAAAGAGGCAGACAUUUUUGGGAUCACAGAUGAGUGUGUCCCCUGUUUUUAAUCUCUUUGGAAGGACUUGUUUUAAUCCAUCUUGGUUAUUUUUUUUCAUUAAGUUGGUGACCAAACAGAAAAGCCCUUUUCAGACAUUAAAUGCAUGACAUCCUGUCAGUCAAACACGGGUCAUUUUUAAUGCUCCUAACGGCUUUACAGUGACGCAGAGAGCCACGGUACGCUCCACAAUUCCCUAAUGUUUAGUUGUCUUACCCGCUGUCACUGAGAGCAGAGUCUCUAAGUCAGCACGCGCUGCAGCAAAUGAUAACAAAAUCCUCCCACCCCUAUCACGCCUGCUCCGAGAGCAAUCACUCUUCUGAAUUGGGAAUUGGGGGAAAAGCAUCAUGGAGGAGUGUUUUUAAUCUUAUUUUAAAUGGGAAAAAAACAGUUCUUAAGCACAUGCUGUUGGUGUCAAAAGCAUUGCAGUGAGCUGCGCAACUUGCAAUGUAAAUUCAUAAGACUUUAGUGAGUGAUCAAGGUUGCUAGGUCCAAAUUAGUGAGAUUGCUGCUGUGAAAAUGUGAUCAGGGUGCUCAGUCUGACUCAAAGCGGGCCUGCUCAUGAGUGCAUGUCUGAAAAGGGUUUUAGUGACACAUCGGACUGAGAGUGUUUGUUUUGUAGUUAAUAAACACAGUUUUUUUUCGUGCACAGUGAUUUUUCUCUUACAAGUUGAGCUGCUCGGCACUGUUCUCCUGUCUUUGCUGUUCUUUACUGUGUUAAAAUGGUCUCUUUUUCACAUACCGGGCCCACUUUUGCAGUCUCUCUCUCUCUUUUAUCUUUUAAUGUAUCGUUUUAAAAACUUGGAACUGCAGUGAACUGUGUUCGAUCAUCUUGAAAUAUUGCUUUGAAUUGUUCAAGUCCUGCUGGUAUUUUGGAGGUCCCAUAAAGUCAUUGAAGCUGAAGUUUAAACUCACAAAUUAAAAGAAGUCGUUCUUUACA
This is a messenger RNA of Oreochromis niloticus (Nile tilapia), 4265 nucleotides long. It is a transcript of the gene rnf40, whose product is annotated as ring finger protein 40. The record is from RefSeq and is a predicted model, not a curated record. The transcript has 20 exons. Lineage: Eukaryota; Metazoa; Chordata; Actinopteri; Cichliformes; Cichlidae. Gene Ontology annotation, cellular component: nucleus; HULC complex. Gene Ontology annotation, molecular function: ubiquitin protein ligase activity; metal ion binding. The coding region runs from base 161 to 3178 and encodes 1005 amino acids.